CAGGUCACCAAGAUGAAAGCCCUCAUCUUUGUAGCUGCUGGAGUAAUGCUUCUGUUGCCCACUUUUUGUCAAAGCGUUACAGGCAUGGAAAAUGACGUACACAACUUGGCAAAACCAACCUUACCUAUUAAGACCUUCCGUGGGGCUCCCCCAAAUUCUUUUGAAGAAUUCCCCCUUUCUGCCAUAGAAGGCUGGACAGGAACCACCACAACUGUAAAAAUUAACUGCCCAGAAGAAAGGGUUUCAAAUCUCCACGUGAAUAAUGCUACCAUGGGGUACCUGAGCAGCUCCUUAAGUACCAAACUGAUACCAGCCAUCUACAUCCUGGUGUUUGUAGUAGGUGUGCCAGCCAAUGCAGUGACCCUGUGGAUGCUCCUCUUCAGGACCAGAUCCAUCUGUAUGAACAUCUUCUACACCAACCUGGCCAUGGCAGACUUUCUUUUUUGCAUCACACUGCCCUUUAAGAUAGCUUACCACCUCAAUGGGAACAACUGGGUAUUUGGAGAGGUGAUGUGCCGGGCCACCACAGUCAUCUUCUAUGGCAACAUGUACUGCUCCAUUCUGCUCCUCGCCUGCAUUAGUAUCAGCCGCUACCUAGCCAUUGUCCAUCCUUUCACAUAUCGAGGUCUGCCCAAGCGUACCUACACCCUGCUGACAUGUGGACUGGUGUGGGCAACGGUUUUCUUAUACAUGCUGCCAUUCUUCAUCCUGAAGCAGGAAUAUUACCUUGUCCAGCAGGACAUCACCACUUGCCAUGAUGUCCACAACACAUGCGAGUCCUCAUCACCCUUCCAACUCUACUACUUCAUAUCCUUGGCGUUCUUUGGAUUCUUAAUUCCCUUUGUGGUCAUUAUCUACUGCUACACAGCCAUCAUUCGGACGCUUAAUGCAUAUGAUCACAGAUGGUUGUGGUAUGUUAAGGCGAGUCUCCUCAUUCUUCUGAUUUUUACCAUUUGCUUUGCUCCAAGCAAUAUUAUACUCAUCAUUCACCACGCUAACUACUACUACAACAACACUGAUGGCUUAUAUUUUGUCUAUCUCAUAGCUUUGUGCCUUGGGAGCCUGAAUAGUUGCCUAGAUCCACUCCUUUAUUUUCUUAUGUCAAAAAUCAUAGAUCACUCCACUGUUUAUCUUACAAUGGUGAAAUCACCUUAGAGAACAAGGAACGCCAUCUGUGAAAACACACCUUCUUGGGACGAUACAUGCCUAGUGCAGAGGGUUCUACCCUCUAACUCCAUUCUUGAGCUCCUAAGAAAUACUGCCUCAAAAUAAAACACUACAAAAGCACUUUUUUAAUUUAAUACUUUUUCAGGAUUUUAAGAGUGUCAGUGCAGAAGAAAAGAUAUGAUCAUCUUUAGGGCAACUGACACAUUGCCUGAUGGUAC
Molecule: messenger RNA, 1385 nt
Organism: Panthera uncia (snow leopard)
Lineage: Eukaryota; Metazoa; Chordata; Mammalia; Carnivora; Felidae
Gene: F2RL2
Product: coagulation factor II thrombin receptor like 2
Exons: 2
Coding region: 13-1155 (380 amino acids)
Biological process (GO): positive regulation of Rho protein signal transduction; thrombin-activated receptor signaling pathway; blood coagulation
Cellular component (GO): membrane
Molecular function (GO): thrombin-activated receptor activity
Source: RefSeq, a predicted model, not a curated record